AUGGCAGUCUUGAACCAACUAUAUAAAUCCGUACAGCGAUAUCCUGUCUCUCAUAUGGCCAAUUUGUUACUCUAUUUAGCUGACUCGACACUGCAAGAAAAAUUAUUAGUGCUUGAAAUGAUCGAUUUACAAAAGAGAAUACCAGUAGUCAAAAAUAUCCUCAGCCGUUAUUUACAGUCAUUUAAUAUUAACCAGUUGGAUUCUAUCCGAAGAAAAUUUUAUAUUCGUCAACAGACGACUUAUUACUUUGAUGCUUCAAGCGAAGAUGAUGAUGACCUCGUACAUUUGAUCCAAAAACUAAAUAAUGCAAACUUACCUGAAUAUGUCAUCUCUACUGUCCAACGAGAUCUGAAUCGAUUAAGAAAAUUACCUGCCUCCUCCUCUGAUUCUGGUAUUUUGAGAACAUAUAUUGAAUACAUCGGCGAUCUACCUUGGUCAAAUAACGUUCGUCAAGAAAUUAACAUUUCAUUUGCCAAAAAUCAGCUCGAUCAUGACCAUUUUGGGAUAGAGCAUGUUAAGAAGAGAAUCGUUGAAUAUUUGUCUGUGUUAAAAGUCAAGAGUGAUGCUAAACCUCCUAUCCUUUGCUUGGUGGGUCCACCUGGCGUAGGUAAAACAACGCUUGGCAAAUCCAUAGCCACCGCACUACAAAGAAAGUUCCACAGGAUAUCUUUGGGCGGCGUAAGGGAUGAAGCGGAAAUAAGGGGUCAUCGACGCACGUAUGUAGGGGCCUUGCCUGGUAUAUUCAUUCAUGGUAUGCGUCAGUGCGGCGUAAAGAAUCCUGUUUUUUUGUUGGAUGAAAUUGAUAAGCUCGUACAAGGAACACAUCAGGGAGAUCCCGCCGCAGCAUUACUUGAAGUACUUGAUCCUGCUCAAAAUCCAACAUUCAAAGACCACUUUUUGAAUAUUCCAUAUGAUCUAUCGCAAGUCGUGUUUAUAGCAACUGCAAAUAACCUUGAUACUAUACCUGCGCCCCUACUCGACAGAAUGGAGGUAAUCCAGCUCAGUGGAUAUACUUAUGAAGAAAAAUUACAUAUAGCACAAACCCAUUUGAUACCAAAGCAAAUCGAAGCACAUGGACUCACGACCACAAGCCUCAAGAUACCUGACGAUGUGGUUUUGUAUAUAGCCGAGAAAUACACAAGAGAAAGUGGCGUAAGAGAAUUGGAAAGACUGAUUGCUACCCUUUGCCGCUACAAGUGCAGAGAAUACGCAGAUUUGGAAGAAGCAGGGAGACUGAAUGACUUUGAUAGUGUCAUAUACAUGCACGAUAUAGAGCACAUUCUAGGUGUACAGAUUUAUGAUAACGAAGCCUAUCAUUUGGAAGAAACAGCGGGGAUUGUCACAGGACUAGCAUACUCUAGCAGUGGUAAUGGCGGCACCAUGAUGAUUGAAGCAAAUUAUAUGCCGGGUUAUGGCAAUCUUAAGCUCACGGGAUCUCUCGGCGAUGUCAUUAAAGAAUCGGCUCAAAUUGCUGUCUCUUGGAUCAAGGCAAAUGCAUACGCACUCAAAUUGACGAGUUCGCCAAGACAAGAUAUUCUAAAAGACCUUGACUUACAUAUCCAUAUGCCAAGUGGAGCCAUUCCCAAGGAUGGUCCUUCAGCAGGCAUCACAAUGGCAACCUGUGUCAUGUCCUUAUUGUCUGGUACUCCUGUGCCAAGGUCCAUCGCGAUGACAGGAGAGAUAACCCUUCGUGGCCAAGUACGGCCUGUAGGAGGAAUCAAAGAAAAGGUGAUCUCAGCGCAUCGAGCUGGUAUCAAGAAGAUCAUACUUCCUGUUGGUAACAAAAGAGAUAUACAACAUGAUAUUCCAACAAGUAUACAAAAAAGUAUGACAUUUAUUUAUUGUAAAUCCAUGUGGGAUGUUAUUGAAGCUGCCUUUGAGCAUACUUCUGUACGUUAUGAGCAUAGAUAUACUAGUAGUUUGUAA
Rhizopus microsporus ATCC 52813 is the source of this 1926-nucleotide messenger RNA. Its product is annotated as ATP-dependent protease La. Lineage: Eukaryota; Fungi; Mucoromycota; Mucoromycetes; Mucorales; Rhizopodaceae. Gene Ontology annotation, cellular component: peroxisomal matrix. Gene Ontology annotation, biological process: protein catabolic process; protein targeting to peroxisome; protein processing. The record is from RefSeq and is a predicted model, not a curated record. Bases 1 to 1926 code for a protein of 641 amino acids. The transcript has 8 exons. Gene Ontology annotation, molecular function: ATP-dependent peptidase activity; serine-type endopeptidase activity; ATP binding.